Molecule: messenger RNA, 1813 nt
Organism: Leguminivora glycinivorella
Lineage: Eukaryota; Metazoa; Arthropoda; Insecta; Lepidoptera; Tortricidae
Exons: 2
Coding region: 235-1581 (448 amino acids)
Source: RefSeq, a predicted model, not a curated record
CUUCUGUGAUUCGCCCUUCGUGAUUACACUAUACUUUACAUGUAGUAGCACGCGAAUGUGCUGCCAUCGUACACAAUUUUAGAGUAACAUUUUUAACAAAAAAAUAUCUCGCCUAAAUUGGGGGUAUUUCAUACACGUUUUGUGUGGCGGCCAUCGUGCACGUACUUUUCCUUUGUUAGUGAAAUAAUUGUGUUUUUACUAAGUUUAGUGUAGUGUUUUGUGUUUGCGGAUAAAAUGGGAAAACGCAAACAUCGUGAGGAAGAUGAGGAAGAUUACUUGGAAAGAAAAAUCCGAAGUCUCGAGAGGAAAAGAUUGAAGAUUCGUCGCAGGCGCCGUCAUCGUAGUUAUAGCCCUAGUACGUCCUCAUAUACAGAUAAUGAAUAUGAGUAUGCGGACCAAGAUAUCGGUGAGCCCGAUCCCUUGCUAGAGGAUUCGCAAUAUGAAGAAUCCCCAUUGACCAACAAUACUGUAUACGACUUAACCGAUGAUGAGGUCGGUGCUUCAACGUCGGGUGCGCUGCCUGCUGCUGGCGGGCUGCGAUCGGUGGUCAUACAGAAUAGAAGCGCCGCCGGGCCCCGCGCGGUGGACGCGCCGGCCCCCGCGCCCCCUCCCGCACCCGCCGCCGCCGCCGCGCCGGCGUGCGCGCCCGCGGCCGCGACCACCACGCCGGCUGCGCCCGCUCCCGCGCCUACAUCCGCAGCUACCACCACACAGGUGACCGGUGAACAAAUUGGUUUACAAGAAUCUACGCCGAUUGUGACCGCGCUUGAUCCCGGUUUAUUAUGUUUGUUGGGCGAUGAGCCCGUAAAAGAAGAAACAUUUGGUCCUUGCAUUCACGACGAUAUCUCGACGAGAUGGUCCGACAUUCUAGUUAAUGGUAUGAAGGACGAUAUUAAGAAUGAUAUUUUAAAACGUUACGAAAUACCAGAAAAUUUAAAAUUAGCGCAAGCUCCUAUACUCAAUCCCGAGAUUAAGGUGGCGUGUAAUGAUAAUGUUUUAAAACGGGAUAAUAUUCUAAGUGACAAACAAAAGUUGCUCUCGACUAUUAUAACAGGAGUUGCCAAUACAUUGUCGAAUAUCUUGACAACAGAUUCAACUUUAGACAACAACAAACAGGGGAUCAUAAAGUCACUGAGCGAUACAGGUAGACUAUUAUGUCACUUACAUUUUUCAGAGACUCAGAGCAGGCGUAAUUUCUUGGUGCCUAGUUUAAAUAAGGAGAUCAAGGAUAAUAUUAAGGACUUAAAGCGCGAUAGUUUGCUUUUUGGUAAAGAAUUACAAGAAAGUCUGAAGUCAAUAAAAGCAAUGACUAAAACCGGAGCAGAAUUGAGACCGACUGUCACAAAGCCUAAAUGGACGCCCAAGCACCAACAGGCAGGAGCAGGACCGUCGACAUCGAGGGCUUUAAACUGGAGGGGGCAACCGUCGUCGGCGUCGCGGCCGCCGCCUCGCCAGAGUCGCCAGACGCCAGCGAGGACGAGCUACACGCGUGGCGGGCGCAGACCGCCGCCGCCGUCCCGCCGCGCGAGCGACCGCCGAGCGCCGCCGCCGCGGCCGCACACCCGGACCUCGCGCCGCUAGCAUCGGAUGCUGAUACACAACCUCAGGCUGGUAGACUUCAAUUUUUUUAUAAAGUAUGGUUAGGCAUUACCAAGGAUCCCACCGUAUUGUCUUGGGUCCGUGGUGUGCGUAUUCCAAUAUCGGAUUGUAUAUCUCAAUCGAAUAUUCCUGUUAACAAACCCGAGUCGGUUGCACACGAGACGAGUAUGAACGAGGAAGUCAAAAAACUUAUUAGUGCUGGUGCCAUACAAGA